CAUUUGAAAAGAGCUUUUCUUUUUCUUCUCACUUUCUCUUCUUCUUCUUCUUCGAUCCCAUCAGAGCCCAUAUUCUGAAUCAAAUUUAGGUUUUUUUCUCCUUCCCCAUCAUUUUAAAAGCCUCUCAAUUACUCGAAUUUUUACCCAUUUACCCCGAAAUUGAGAAUUGAAUUUGUUAUUAUUACUCACAAUUAUUUCUUGUAUAUGAAAUGAAAUGUAGAUUUGAUUGACCUGUUUUGUUAUAAGAGAAUCUGGAGUUUAAAUUUUUUAAAUUAGGGUUUUGGGACGAGGAUUUAAGAGGAAAGUUUUGAUUUUAUGCGAAUUUGAAUGGCGUCAGCUCAGGUGCUAAAAAAGCAAGAGCAUUUGCAAGCUGGGAAAAAGAAGCUAGAGGAGUUUCGCAAGAAGAGAGCAGCAGAGAAGGCUAAAAAGGCGACUCCAAAUAGUCAACAACUUGCUGCUGAUGGAGGCAUAGAGAAUCAAUCUUCAGGAAAUGAACACUCUAGAAUUAAGGACUCCAGUGGAGCUGGUACAUCUGAUGCUGUUGGCAGAUCUGUUCUAGAACCAUCUGAAGUACAUGCUAAGCAUGAUUUUGCGAAGCCUGAUAUUACCCAGAAGUCUGAUUCAAUUUUUCGCCAAGAUGAUAAUGCCGGUGCUACGGCUAGUUUGUACAAGUACAAUGAUGAUGCUGUUCUAACUUCUGCUGUUCGUGCCAACAGUUAUGAUUAUGGUUCUUCCAUCUCAGUGUUAUCUCAUUUAGAAGAUAGAGGGUCUAAAAGUGAUGAGAAUAUUAAGGUUUCUGAAAGAGUAAGUGAUACUUAUGACUCCACUGAGAAGAGGGAGAAUGAUGGGGCCUUAGAAGGUCUUCCAUUCGGGUUUGCGACUAAUCACUCUACAGCCAUUUUCCCAUCAUCAUCCCCCAAUAAUGAGAGAAUUUCAAGUCAGUUCACUUAUGAUGAUCUGGGUAAAAGCAUAUCGGAGGAGAAUCAUGCAAAGGAUCAUUCUGUAACUAAUGAUGGUACUUCUCAUGCUUUUCCGUCAAAUGUCUCACCUUCAAAUUCAUUUGGUUCUCAUCAAGACAAGCCAAGUUAUACAGAUCGCUGGACUAGUGGCAUGAGUUCCUCUUCAUAUGGUGAUUACAUGCCCCGUGCUAACAGUGUCACAAAAUUUUAUCCUGAAGUUGGGCGAAAUGAUGUUGCUGCGGGAUCUAGUAAUUUUGUGGUGCCUGAUAAAGGAUACAACCAGUUAAGCGGCUCCGGUAUUGACUCGACUAAAACUUCUCCUUGGGCGUUGGACUCCAAGUAUGAUGGUUUUAGUUUUGACGCUAGAAGUUCUUCUAGUUACUCACAGAUGUCUCCGCCCACAACUGGGGCAACUGGGAGGAGAUCUCCAUCUUUCCUUGAUUCCAUCAACAUUUCAAAAGUUUCUGCUGCAUCCCCUCCCUCAAUAGGAUCAUUCGCUACAGACACAUAUGACUUGGUUCACCCUAAGGACAGUCUGGGUUCAUCAAAUUCUGAGAACUUGUCGAAUCCUUCAAAAUUUACUGGUAAUGGGGUGGAUCCAUACAAGCAUGCUGUUGAGAAAGAUGCGGGAAAUAUGGACAAUAGACAUCCAUUUUACUCACAAAAGCAAAAUGAAGAUUUUGCUGCUUUAGAACAGCAUAUUGAAGAUUUAACACAAGAGAAGUUCUCCUUACAACGCGCUCUUGAGGCUUCACGAGCUCUAGCAGAGUCUCUAGCUGCUGAAAAUUCAACUCUGACAGAUAGUUAUAACCAACAGGGAAGUUUUGUUGCCCAACUAAAGGCUGAGAUGGAGAAGUUGCAGGAGGAGAUUAAAGUUCAUCUGGGUGAACUUGAAGCCGUGAAAAUGGAAUAUACAAAUGUACAAUUGGAAUGUAAUGCUGCUGAUGAACGCGCCAAGUUGUUGGCGUCCGAAGUGAUUGGCUUGGAAGAGAAGGCACUUCGUCUAAGAUCUAAUGAGCUUAAACUGGAGAAAGAGUUGGAGAAGUCACAAGCUGAAAUGUCUUCUUUCAAGAAGAAAAUUUCCAGCCUUGAAAAAGAUCGUCAAGAUCUGCAAUCAACAAUUGAUGCUUUAAAAGAAGAAAAGAAGCUUUUGCAGUCCAAAUUCCUGAAAGCUUCUGCUAAUGGCAAGUCAGUUGAUCCUAGCAGGAGUAUGCCGGCAAAAAUAGAUGUAUCAACUUCUACAGAGGAUCUCUGUGAAGAUACUAUUGCAAGUAGUACCAUAGAUGACCCUAAUUUGGUUGGUGCUCAUGGCCCCGCCUUCUUUUCUCUGGCUGAUUUUGGGCAGCUUAGUCUUGAAAGUUUGUCACUGGCCAUCCCUCCAGAUCAGAUUAGGAUGAUCCAAAACAUUAAUACAUUAAUUUCUGAGUUAGCCUUGGAGAAAGACGAAUUGACAAAAGCCCUGUCAGUCGAAUCUUCUCAGAGCUCGAAAUUGAAGGAGUUAAACAAGGACUUAAUUCGAAAGCUUGAAGCUCAAACUCAAAGACUGGAGCUUUUAACAGCUCAAAGCAUGGCAAAUGAUAACAGCCAAGCAAGGCAACCAGAUUCAGUGUCUGUACAUGACAAUAUGGCGUAUGCUGAUGAAGGAGAUGAGGUGGUGGAACGGGUCUUGGGAUGGAUCAUGAAGCUAUUUCCUGGAGGGCCAUCAAGGCGACGAACCAGCAAGCUUCUUUAAUCUUCACGGCAAGAGUAUAAUGACGAGUUUUUUUUUUGUGAAAAGCUAGUCUUUUGCUCCUCUCCAGCCCUGUAUUUUUGGUAGCCAGACGGAGUUCGGAUUAUGUACAUUAUCCAUGGUUUACACACACCCCAUUUUUUUCACCAGAGAAGCAAUUUGUAUCUAAGAGGCAUAUCGGAAGACGGGAUAGCCAGUUCUCGACAGUUUUGGCAAUAAAACAUGAUUUCGUUGUAUACAAGGAUUCAUUUAUCAAACAUUGUAAUGAAGAUCAGAGACAGAGAAAGAUUUGGGGACGUCUACAGUCUACUUGAUGUAUUUCCAGAAGAUGUCUUUAGUUGUCAAUCAUGAGAAGAAAAGGCUCAGAUGUACUUUUUUCUUUUCUGGAAAUGAUUCUUUUUAUAUAAAUAUAUUGUCUUCCUUAUGUUGUAUUUACUGGGACUUUAAGAAGCCAAAUAUAUCUAAAAGAUGAUGUUGGCUGCCCUUUUUUACUUGCUCAGGAACCAGAACUCCAUUAGUUUUUCCAUUUAAUUAAUUAUAAUAUUUUGUGGGUUCUUUGUUCUAGACAGGCAAUAUAUAAGCUCAGUUGAAUCGUGA
Molecule: messenger RNA, 3285 nt
Organism: Nicotiana attenuata
Lineage: Eukaryota; Viridiplantae; Streptophyta; Magnoliopsida; Solanales; Solanaceae
Exons: 13
Coding region: 328-2691 (787 amino acids)
Biological process (GO): regulation of growth
Source: RefSeq, a predicted model, not a curated record